GCCUCAGCCUAAGGGAAAAAGCCGUCCGGGCCGAGGAAAAUGCCGACGCUCUCCGUCAUGCAGGCCUCGCCGGCCGACGCGGCCGGGGGAUUCAGCUUCCACAACUGCGCCCGGAAUUCCCAGCUCGAAGCAGAGGGCACCAAGAAGGGCCUGCGACUUCCGACAGCCCGCAAAACGGGCACCACCAUUGCCGGGGUGGUGUUUAAGGACGGGAUCGUACUGGGAGCGGAUACGAGAGCCACCGAAGGGAUGAUUGUCGCCGACAAGAACUGUUCCAAAAUACACUAUAUCUCUCCGAACAUUUACUGUUGCGGGGCUGGGACGGCUGCGGACACGGAAAUGACCACCCAGCUCAUCUCCUCCAACAUGGAGCUCCAUUCGCUCUCGACCGGGCGACUUCCCAGGGUGGUGACGGCCAACCGGAUGCUGAAGCAGAUGCUUUUCAGGUAUCAAGGUUACAUCGGCGCAGCCCUGGUUCUGGGCGGGGUGGACGUCACCGGAGCCCAUCUUUACAGCAUCUAUCCCCACGGAUCGACUGACAAGCUGCCUUACGUCACGAUGGGUUCAGGUUCAUUGGCAGCCAUGGCAGUUUUUGAAGACAAAUUCAAGCCCGACAUGGAGGAGGAAGAGGCCCGGCAGCUGGUGAGAGACGCCAUUGCGGCGGGCAUCUACAACGACCUGGGCUCCGGCAGCAACAUUGACCUGUGCGUCCUCAGCAAGAACAAGCUGGACUUCCUCCGCCCGUACGACACGCCCAACCAAAAAGGGAAAAGGCAAGGGCGCUACAGCUGCGAGAGGGGAACGACCGGCGUGCUCUACACCAAAGUAACGCCCCUGGAUCUGGAAGUGGCCGAAGAGGCGGUGCAGACCAUGGAUACGUCUUGACUCGCCGGAAACCUCCGGGCGGCGGAAGGCGAUUGAGGAGCUUCCCGUCGGGAGUUCCGUAUCUGUAUGCCGGCAUCGGCGUUCCGGGUGCCGAUUUAAUAAAAAAAACCUAUACCAAUCGA
Lacerta agilis (Sand lizard) is the source of this 1007-nucleotide messenger RNA. It is a transcript of the gene PSMB7, whose product is annotated as proteasome 20S subunit beta 7. Gene Ontology annotation, molecular function: threonine-type endopeptidase activity. The record is from RefSeq and is a predicted model, not a curated record. Lineage: Eukaryota; Metazoa; Chordata; Lepidosauria; Squamata; Lacertidae. Gene Ontology annotation, cellular component: proteasome core complex. The transcript is spliced from 8 exons. The coding region runs from base 40 to 885 and encodes 281 amino acids.